AUGCAAACUUGUGAUAUUUUUUGUUCUGCUGCCAGCUCAGAAUUAGUCUUUAGACGAAGCUACCUAGGUCCUCUUUUGACAACAAAAGAAUCAACAGCAGUGGAUCUUAAGGAAUCUCCCUUAAAGUCAGUUCAUUCUCGACGAAUUUCCAGUGACUCGAUGCUAUCCAACGAUUCUGGAAUCGGAUUCAUCGAUGCAGAUUAUGAAAUACAACGAGCAAUAAGAGCGCAAAGGGUUCAGCGCCCCCGUAUAAUCGUGUUACAUAAAGGAAGGCCCGUAUGUCAAAAUCACAAAGAUAACGACGCUAAUUUGGUACUUAAAGCAGCCAUGGCAUCAAGGCGUCACCGAAGGGAGGUGGCUGUCAUGCAACAAAGAAAUACACAGAUUUUCGGAGAUGAAAAAAAUGAUGCGUCGCCAUUUAAGUCGAAUAAUACGAUAGAUAUUUCACCAGAAAAUGAUAACUCAAGCGGCAAGAUCAAUAUCUUGGAAGAUAAUAAUACUUCCGAAUUUGGAACAAAAUCCGUAAUUUGUGAAGAAACCACGAGGGAGUCUAUUAUUUUAAAAGACGAUUCAAAAAAAACUUAUUCUUUUGCGGAGUCUAAAUUAGACAAGAUCCCAGAACCCAAAGAACAAACGUCAAAUAGUUUCGUUCCAGAAGAAAGCAUAAACACACCUCGGAUUCCGUCAAUUUUAAAAUCGUAG
Messenger RNA from Acaulospora colombiana, 702 nucleotides. Lineage: Eukaryota; Fungi; Glomeromycota; Glomeromycetes; Diversisporales; Acaulosporaceae. The record is from the annotation of a GenBank genome assembly.